Molecule: messenger RNA, 981 nt
Organism: Rhagoletis pomonella (apple maggot)
Lineage: Eukaryota; Metazoa; Arthropoda; Insecta; Diptera; Tephritidae
Exons: 2
Coding region: 190-753 (187 amino acids)
Source: RefSeq, a predicted model, not a curated record
UUAUUUUUCAGAAACUCACCAUUGCAAACUAAAAUUUAUUAGCUUUCUCAAAACGGAGUGAGAUGUUAACGCUGGUGCCGGCAUAACCUUGUCCAAUGAAGAUUUAUAAACAAACAAGCGGUAUUGUUGGUUUAUUUGCGAAAUUCUUCACCCACCAGCAUAAGCAUAUUUCACAAUUGAUACGGAAAAAUGUCUAUUAUUGCGGAAAAUAGUCUUCCUGCUGAUGAAAGGAACAUCGAAAUAAAGGCACGAGUUGGAAGUGACAAGGAAUUUGAACGUCGAGUACAAAUGGCGCGCGAACUCACACAAUCUACCGGGGAGGUGCUAGAGCAAAGAGACGUGUUUUUUAAUAUUUUGGACGACACUGAUGGAGCUAGGUUUAAGUUACGUUACUUAGGACCACCUAUACCAUCACAGUUGAUUUAUUACGUUCGUCCAAAUAAGGCUGGACCGAAACUUUCCACCUUCAAUAAACUGGAAGUAGAAGAUCCUGCACUGCUUGAAAAGAUUUUAGCACGAAGUAAUGGAAUAAAAGGAAUUUUGGAGAAAAAGAGAUACUUAUUUUUACAUGGUCAAACUCGUAUACAUAUGGAUAAAGUUAAAAACUUGGGUAAUUUUAUGGAAUUCGAAGUUUGCCUGCGUCCAGAUCAGACAAUAGAAGAGGGGCAACAAAUAGCAAAUGAUUUGAUGAAGGUAUUCGGCAUAUCUGAUCACGAUCUUAUGACUGGUGCAUAUUUUGAUGAACUGAAAUAAUUGGAGACUUUGUUGGAAAUGUUGAUAUGAAGGACAUUCAAUCCAUACUUCAUACAUACCAUCAAGAUAUUGAAAUAAAAAAUAUUGGGGCACAUUUAUAGUCAAAAUAAAGUCGAUACUAAAGUUAUUCGCAGAUUUUUGGUAUACUUUUCAAUGGCAUAUCUGCCAAAAAAGUUCCUAUUAACUUUAGAGUCGACAUUAUUUUGAUAUGCUCUAUACUUUUAAAUA